AUGGCCGAUAUCUGGGACGCUCCCACGGCCGUGCUCUACCGGGAUGCGGAGCUCACACCUCAGUACAACGUGCCCGGCGACGCAACGGUGGGCAGUUGCACCUACUUCGGCCCUGAGAUGCCGAUCAACGAAACGCAGAUCCCACCCACUCGUGAUCCACGCGCCCCGUUGGUUGCCGACGAUAUCCGAAGCAUCCGUGCAGCAGUCGGCCUGCUGACCGAACGACCGGAGAUAAUGGAGGAUGCGUUCGACGAGGUCAUCGGGAUGGAGAACAUCAACAUCAUCGUAUUUGGAGGGGAGGCUUUGACAGUGAAGGUCAUUCCACGAAAGGGUGCGCCUGAAAGCGAGGCCGUCACGGCCGCGCUCGUUGCACGUUCGCUACGAUUGCUUCGCGACAUCGAUCCUGUCUUCGACGUCGACUUGUACCAAACAGUAGGCGAUGCCCCCGACGGUGCCGGACUCCGAGCAAGCCUUGGCGUCGAAUAUCCGUCAGAUCCUUGUACCUCCGACGGAAAAAUCGAUCAAGCCGCACUGAUCGAGCGCAGACGAUCCCCUGAUGCCACCGGCGGUAUGUAUCCCCUCUCAUUGGGACGACAUAUGACCCUGUAUUCACCCGCUGGAGACGCCAAAGUCGUUGGGCUAGCCGAUAUCUGGGACUCGCGUGUCACCGUGCUCUACCGCCGAACCGAAUCAUCGCCUCAGUUCAACGUACCGGGUGACGCGAUCACGGCUGUGAGCCCACGUUGGGCGCACUCGGGGCUGCCUGCAGGUAGGGAUGGCGCGGACCGACCAGCCUGCCCGCAAUUACCGCGCCGCGGUCCCGAUCCGGCUACGCACCAGCUGAUCGACGCUCCGGGUGGAGUGCCACCGCGCGGCAUACCCGCCAUCGACGGCACAGUUCCACCUGCCGAGCAUGAUCAACCCUCUGUUCCGUCCGUGAAUGAACCUGCACGCCCGGAUCCCGCGAUUCCGGAACCCUCGCAACCCACUUUCCCGGCGAUCCCGAUCGUGGCGAGUGGGAAUCACUCUCUCGCCCGGUGGGAUUGGCGAUCCGGGGUCGAACCCGAGACCCGAGGAACUCCACCCUGGGCUCCUCGCCAGGUCGCACCGAGGAACCAGUGUGCCGACUCUGCC
This is a messenger RNA of Mesorhabditis spiculigera, 1134 nucleotides long. Lineage: Eukaryota; Metazoa; Nematoda; Chromadorea; Rhabditida; Rhabditidae. The record is from the annotation of a GenBank genome assembly.